This is a messenger RNA of Mucor velutinosus, 570 nucleotides long. RefSeq lists its product as uncharacterized. The record is from RefSeq and is a predicted model, not a curated record. NCBI's taxonomy places the organism in Eukaryota, Fungi, Mucoromycota, Mucoromycetes, Mucorales, Mucoraceae. The coding region runs from base 1 to 570 and encodes 189 amino acids. The transcript has 3 exons.
AUGGAAUCAAAGCCCAACAAGCAUGAGUUGACAAUCACAAGUUUGCUAGACGAAGACCAGCCACAACAAGCAGAAUGCUCAACAAUAGCAGCAGUAUCAGUGAAUAACACAGCGAUUCCAUUUCCGUUCUUGCCAUUGUAUUCUCAGUACAGUUUUGCCCAACGACUCAGGAGCAGCAUACCCUUCUCAAAACUGUUCUUUUCCAACCACAUUAAGCCACUAAACCAAACAAAAAUGGCAGCGAAACAGCCUGCCAUCCUACAUGACAAAGAGCAGUGCAUGUUUCUAUUGAAAUUAGACGCUGAAGGCAGAACAGCGGCCAUUUGCUACUUACCGACCCGAGUGAAAAAUGUCAUUGAAGUGUAUCAUACGGAAAUACCAUCUCAUCACAGACACAAAGGCAUAGGCGAUAAACUAGUCAGGGCAUGCUUAUUAUGGGCAAAAGAGUCUGGAACUUUUGUGAUUCCAACAUGUAGUUUUGUGAGGCGGCACCUAGAUUACAAUGGGUUUCAAAAUUAUGAUCCUGUCAUCGUCAAAAACGAGCAAGAAGCUCAAAAUAAAAGGCUGUAG